Molecule: messenger RNA, 607 nt
Organism: Saprolegnia parasitica CBS 223.65
Lineage: Eukaryota; Oomycota; Saprolegniomycetes; Saprolegniales; Saprolegniaceae
Exons: 1
Coding region: 8-607 (199 amino acids)
Source: RefSeq, a predicted model, not a curated record
CUUUGGCAUGGCGCAGCUCGUCGUCCUGCGCUGGUGCCUCGUUAUGGCGUUGGCUGUUGGCUAUGCCGCCGCGAUGAACAGCACAGUGCCUGCCAACAAGACGGGCAACCUUCGCGUGGAAGACAGCAUGUUGCCAGGCACCGACAUCAGCAACAAGUGGGGCAUUCAGCGAGCCGUGCGCACACCGUACUGGUGGCGGCCCAUCGACUGCCUCGACUCGUGGAUGACGAUCUGGAACACGAUCGUCAACACGCGCCGCGCGACCGACGCGGGCGGCAAGGUCUGGCACGCUCACAAGUCGAACGGGUCGCCGCAGUUUGAUAUGCUGCGCAACGUCCAAGACGACUUGUGUCUGGAUGCGUGGUGGAACGACUAUGCGCGCAAGCCGUUCGUGCACGGCUACAAGUGCAGCUACGACGAGCCCAACCAGCGCUGGAGCUUUGAGCUCCCGACACCCGGUGGCGCUGACGGCAGCAAGAUUUGCAGCAAGCGCCAUCCCGGCUGGUGCUUGGCCAUCAGCGCAUUCGGCGACUCGUACAUGGAGCCAUCGUGGAGCACGGACGACAAUCUUAUGUUUGGUUUUCGUCCGUGGUUGGAAGAAUUCUAA